This is a messenger RNA of Knipowitschia caucasica, 4113 nucleotides long. The record is from the annotation of a GenBank genome assembly. NCBI's taxonomy places the organism in Eukaryota, Metazoa, Chordata, Actinopteri, Gobiiformes, Gobiidae.
AUGGAGAUCGGAGCUGAAGCUACACACACAAAAAACGACUGCGGAGGUUUUAAGGCCAGGUGCUCAAAGAUUUACACCAUCAUGUCAUCAAAAAAAAGAAAACCGCCUAAGGACGAUGCUCUGGAGCACGCUGCCAAAGGGAUGGACAAAACAAAUAUAUUGGAGGUUAAAUACAUUAAUUGUAUUAAAGGAAGAGGAAUAUUUGCAAAGAAAAAAGUACAACAAGGAGACUUCGUGGUGGAGUACAAAGGGGAGCUGAUUGACUCGGCGGAGGAGGAAAGACGCCGUAGAGUAUAUUCGCCAAGAUGUUCAGUCUUCAUGUAUAAUUUUCAGUGGCAUGAGAAGACAUGGUGCAUUGAUGCAUCACGAGAAGACCAAAGCUUUGGAAGAUUGGUCAAUGAUAACGUCCGCCCUAACUGCAAAAUGAAGAAACUUAUUCAUGAUGGCAAACCUCAUCUGUCUGAAGCUGAUUGCCACGACUCUCCUAUUGCGAGCCAGGAUGCAGACAAAGCCCAGCCUGACCUCAGCUUACCUGAAUUGGGCAGGUCUGAAGCUGAUUGCCACGACUCUCCUAUUGCGAGCCAGGAUGCAGACAAAGCCCAGCCUGACCUCAGCUUACCUGAAUUGGGCAGGUCUGAAGCUGAUUGCCACGACUCUCCUAUUGCGAGCCAGGGUAGUGAGUUUACAGCUUCUCGAACCCAGCAGGAACAUGUGAUGCCUCCAAUGCUACGAAGGACCAAAAGCAUUCAGUGGGGGAGCCAAACUGAGUAUGAUUCAGAAGAAUUGUGUGGCUUUACUUCAGACGAAAGCAAAAGCCUUGAUGACAUCAAUAUUGAGCCUGAAGACACCGUCGAGGCAGACAGCGGUGAGGACGAAAGCGACACUGAAGCUUUAGAUGACUCUGUGUCACAAGAAAGUGUAAUCUUAAGUCAGACUGAAGAGGAGACUGCAGAACCCAAUGAGAACUUUGAGAUUGGAACAAUGAAGCCUGAUGCAACAGCACCAGAAGCUCAAAGUCAGCCAUUGAAACAAACAGAAUCUAAAACCCGCCCACCAGUCAAAAGAGAAAAGUGGAAAGAAGAAGAGGUGCUGAAUCUUUUCCUGGCCUUGCUGCUCAGCUCGUUCAGCUCAGAUAACCUCUCUGCGCCAGAUGAAGAUGGAGACUUGAACAACAUCCAAUUGGCCAUCGCUCGCAUUCACAGCGGCGUCUCCUGGCUCUUCAGGAGUCUGCUGAAUCUUUGCAAUCGCAGAUUAAAGAGCUCAAAAUCAAACGAAACCUGCCCAGGCAACAAACUGGUUGGGAAUCACUUGGAUUGUAACGGGGGAGUCGUGAGUCGGUUUGGAGGGAAGUACGUAAUCACGGAGGAGGACAGUUACAUGACCAACCCUAACCUGACCAUCGUAGUUCCCAUCGCCCCCGGAGAGUCUGACGUGGAGCUGGAGGAAGAGGACCUCACCGAAUCCUCUGAGGAUGAAGAAAAUCAGCCAGAAAAGAUAAGCCUGUCUGAAGGUAGCACAGUGGAUCUGAGGAAACCAGGAGAAGAACAGGACAACCUCUCAGAGCUCGGAGAGGACAGCAUGGACCCAGAAGAGUGUUUUCCUGAAGUGUGUGUUCGUCACUGUGAAUGCUGUCGGGUUGACAUUACCCAAGGCCUGGGUCAGAUGUGGUGGCGGCUGAGGAAAACCUGUUAUCAAAUAGUGGAGCACAGCUGGUUUGAGACAUUUAUCAUCUUCAUGAUUCUGUUGAGCAGCGGGGCCUUGGCGUUUGAAGACAUCUACAUCGAGCAGAGAAAGGUCAUAAAGGUGGUGCUGGAAUAUGCAGACAAGAUUUUCUCCUACAUCUUUGUCCUGGAAAUGUUCCUCAAGUGGACUGCAUACGGCUUUAAGAAAUACUUCACCAACUACUGGUGCUGGCUGGACUUUCUCAUUGUGGAUAUUGCCACUGACCGCUCUAUUGUUAGGGUGUCGCUGAUAAGCCUUGUGGCCAAUUCACUCGGAUACUCAGACUUUGCAGCCAUCAAGUCUCUGAGAACUCUUCGGGCUUUGAGACCUCUGAGAGCACUUUCCCGAUUUGAGGGAAUGAGAGUGGUUGUGAACGCUCUCAUUGGUGCCAUCCCCUCCAUCAUGAACGUGCUGCUGGUGUGUCUCAUCUUCUGGCUCAUCUUCAGCAUCAUGGGAGUGAACCUGUUCGCUGGGAAGUUUGGCAAAUGUGUGAACAGAACCGGCUUCAUCCACAGUGUUGCUUUGAUCAAUAAUAAGUCACAGUGCAUCUCCUUGAACGACACUCAGUUUUACUGGACCAAAGUCAAAGUGAACUUCGACAAUGUGGGGCUUGGAUAUCUAUCACUUCUACAAGUGGCUACAUUCAAAGGCUGGAUGGAAAUUAUGUAUGCAGCUGUUGACUCCAGAGGAGUGGAGGAGCAGCCAGUCAGAGAGAUCAACCUCUACAUGUACUUGUACUUUGUAGUGUUCAUUGUAUUUGGCUCCUUCUUCACCCUCAAUCUCUUCAUUGGUGUCAUUAUUGACAACUUCAAUCAACAGAAACGAAAGAUAAGCGGACAGGAUAUUUUUAUGACCGAAGAACAGAAAAAAUACUAUAAUGCAAUGAAGAAACUGGGAUCAAAAAAGCCACAAAAACCGAUUCCAAGACCUGCGAACGUUGUCCAGGGCUUCUUUUUUGACCUGGUGUCCAAACAAGCCUUCGACAUAAUGAUCAUGAUGCUGAUUAUUAUGAACAUGGUGACAAUGAUGGUGGAGACAGACGAGCAGUCGGAGCGCACUGAGUACAUCCUCAACCACGUCAACCUCGUCUUCAUCGUCAUCUUCACCUCUGAAUGCCUCCUCAAGAUCUUUGCUCUCCGAUGUUACUUUUUCACUGUGGCAUGGAACAUCUUUGACUUUGUGGUCAUUAUUCUCUCUAUUGUUGGUAUUGUUCUGGCUGACAUUAUUGAGAAAUACUUUGUCUCUCCAACAUUGUUUCGCGUCAUCAGACUGGCCCGGAUUGGACGCGUUCUCCGCCUCAUACGCGCAGCCAAAGGGAUAAGGACUUUACUAUUUGCCUUAAUGAUGUCUAUGCCUGCACUUUUCAACAUUGGCCUCCUGCUGUUCCUCGUUAUGUUUAUUUAUGCAAUUUUUGGAAUGGCGAACUUUGCAUAUGUGAAAAAACAAGAUGGCAUUGAUGACAUGUUCAAUUUUGAAACUUUUGGAAAUAGUAUGAUCUGCCUGUUCCAGAUCAGUACCUCUGCAGGCUGGGACAAUCUACUCAGCCCCAUAUUAGCCAACUUACCUGAUGAGUGUGAUGUGAAUUAUGUGAACACUGGCACCAACACAAAGGGGAACUGCGGGAGUCCAUCGGUGGGCAUUGCUUUCUUUGUCAGCUACAUCAUCAUUUCUUUUCUUAUAGUAGUCAACAUGUACAUAGCCAUUAUUUUAGAAAACUUCAGUGUUGCGACAGAGGAGAGCACAGAGCCGCUCAGUGAAGAUGACUUUGAGAUGUUUUAUGAGGUUUGGGAGAAGUUUGAUUCUGAAGCAUCACAAUUCAUAGAGUUUUCAAAGUUGUCACACUUUGCAGACAGCUUAUCAGAACCACUGCGCAUUGCUAAGCCCAACAGGAUCAAACUAAUAGCUAUGGACCUCCCCAUGGUCAGUGGUGACCGCAUUCACUGCUUGGACAUAUUGUUUGCUUUCACAAAACGCGUCCUGGGGGAGUCUGGUGAAAUGGAUGCUCUUAAACAGCAGAUGGAAGAGAAAUUCAUGACAACGAACCCCUCCAAAAUUUCUCAUGAACCAAUUACUUCAACUUUGCAGCGCAAGAUGGAGGAGGUUUCUGCUAUUGUCAUCCAAAGAAGUUACAGGAGACAUUUAGUGCAAAGGCAGAUGAAGCAGGCAUCCUACCUCUACAGACAAAUCAACUAUGAAACUGUGGUAGACCUAGAGAACGCCCCAGAGACACAGGGACUCAUUGCCUCCAUGAUCCAUCACUACGGGCCUGUCCCAUUAGAGGAUAUAGAACCGCAGGAGACGACCAUGUCAUCCCCACCCUCCUACAACAGUGUGACCAGAGCGGACUCUCAAACUGAGCUUCACACCGGCUAUGAGGAAACUUUUCUCUAA